GCGCUCGCGCGCGCGCGCGCACUCGCGUUGCUGCUCCGAGCGAACUUUUCACUGUGAAGUCAGUGGACCUGGGGCGCGGACGCCAGACUGGCGAGAGCGGAGCAGCGGAAAAGUUUUCGCCUCCAAACUGAAGGACUUAACAUCUUCGUGACUUUAUUUUCUUUGGCUGGGGAAAUGAGUUAAAAUGGCAUGGUUGGGCAUUCGCCUCCUCAUUUGAAACGUUUUUACUGCAAAGACCGUAAACCUCGCUUCACUUCAGGCUCAUCGUUAUGGCAGCGCCGAAGAGCCGGGUUCGCUGUCCCGCCGCGAGGAGCCUCGUCCUCGCGCCGUUGCUGCUGAUGACGUUCCAGCCGGGCUGUGCUCAGUACCACGGAGAGAAGGGCAUCUCCAUCCCCGAGCAUGGCUUCUGCCAGCCCAUUUCCAUCCCGCUGUGCACGGACAUCGCCUACAACCAGACCAUCAUGCCGAACCUGCUGGGCCACACGAACCAGGAGGACGCGGGGCUGGAGGUGCACCAGUUCUACCCGCUCGUGAAGGUGCAGUGCUCCGCCGACCUCAAGUUCUUCCUGUGCUCCAUGUACGCGCCCGUGUGCACCGUGCUGGAGCAGGCGAUCCCGCCCUGCCGCUCCUUGUGCGAGCGCGCCAGGCAGGGGUGCGAGGCGCUCAUGAACAAGUUCGGUUUCCAGUGGCCCGAGCGGCUCCGCUGCGAGAACUUUCCGGUCCACGGCGCGGGCGAGAUCUGCGUGGGUCAGAACACGUCGGACACGGGCGGCCCCACCUCUCACCCGACCCCGUACGUGCCCGAGCUGGUCACCCUGGCGCCCAACGUCGCCCGGACCGGCCAGCAGUUCUCGUGCCCACUGCAGCUGGAGGUGCCCUCCUACCUCAAUUAUUACUUCAUGGGGGUGAAGGACUGCGGGGCCCCUUGCGAGCCCCAGAAGAUCAACGGCCUCAUGUACUUCCGAGAAGAAGAGGUGAAGUUCGGCCGCCUGUGGGUGGGGAUCUGGUCCAUCCUGUGCUGCGUGAGCACCCUGUUCACGGUGCUCACCUACUUGGUGGACAUGCGGCGGUUCCGAUACCCGGAGCGACCCAUCAUCUUCCUCUCUGGGUGCUACUUCAUGGUGGCGGUAGCCUACGCGACAGGCUUCUUCCUGGAGGACAAGGUGGUCUGCAUCGAUAGGUUCAAAGAUGAUGGCUACAAGAUGGUGGCCCAGGGCACCAAGAAGGAGGGGUGCACCAUCCUCUUCAUGAUCCUCUACUUCUUUGGCAUGGCCAGCUCCAUCUGGUGGGUCAUCCUGUCCCUCACCUGGUUCCUGUCUGCCGGCAUGAAGUGGGGGCACGAAGCCAUCGAGGCCAACUCGCAGUACUUUCACCUUGCUGCCUGGGCAGUGCCAGCUGUUAAGACCAUAACCAUCCUGGCCAUGGGGCAGGUGGACGGGGACAUCCUCACAGGUGUGUGCUAUGUGGGCAUCCACAGCGUGGACUCGUUGCGUGGCUUUGUCCUCGCGCCCCUCUUCGUGUAUCUCUUCAUAGGAACCUCCUUCCUCCUGGCUGGCUUUGUGUCCCUGUUCCGGAUCCGCACCAUCAUGAAGCAUGACGGCACCAAGACGGAGAAGCUGGAGAAGCUGAUGGUCCGCAUCGGUGUGUUCAGCGUGCUCUACACAGUGCCAGCCACCAUCGUGAUCGCCUGCUACUUCUAUGAGCAGGCCUUCCGCGAGCAGUGGGAGAAGACCUGGCACAUGCAGACGUGCAAGCGCUUCGCCGUGCCGUGCCCGAUGAAUAACUUCGCCCCCAUGACGCCCGAUUUCACCGUGUUCAUGAUUAAGUACCUGAUGACCAUGAUCGUGGGCAUCACCUCGGGCUUCUGGAUAUGGUCUGGGAAAACGUUGCAAUCGUGGCGCCGCUUCUACAAAAGGCUGAGCAGCAGCAACCAGGGAGAGACGACUGUAUGACGUUUUCAUGAAGGAGAUUCUCAAGCGACACUGAAGGAGACGUGAUGGAGAGGUGUCCCCAAGCUCAGACUGGUACCGUUCACCUGGUUCAUCUAACCUACCUGCACACUUUGAAGCCCUAUCACCUUUGAAGGUUGUCAUAGAGCAACUCUUCUGGGGUUUUUUUUAUUUUUAAACUGUGUGUUUUUAAAACUGAUGCUUAUAUAAUAAGAGCAAAUGGGAGACAGACAACUAAAUGGCAAUGAAAUCAAUGAUACACAUGCUUAUUUUCUCAAAUAUUGUAUAUUAAGACGUUUCUGAAAUAGCAUAUGUGCCAUAUUUAGAAAGAAUUGUCCCAUGAAUGAGAACUUGCUGCUGACAUUUCUAUAUAAAGUGAUGUUGACACAUGUAUUAAAUUGAUCAAAUGAAUGUUCAAUGAAGGGCUUUCCUCUUAUGACUUCUGUCAAAGUAUUUCUUUAAUUUUUUUGUAACAUUGACUGACUGAACUCUAUAUGCAUUCUGACAUU
Molecule: messenger RNA, 2458 nt
Organism: Scleropages formosus (Asian bonytongue)
Lineage: Eukaryota; Metazoa; Chordata; Actinopteri; Osteoglossiformes; Osteoglossidae
Product: frizzled-7-A-like
Exons: 2
Coding region: 270-1952 (560 amino acids)
Biological process (GO): non-canonical Wnt signaling pathway; canonical Wnt signaling pathway
Cellular component (GO): plasma membrane
Molecular function (GO): Wnt-protein binding; Wnt receptor activity
Source: RefSeq, a predicted model, not a curated record